Messenger RNA from Peronospora matthiolae, 4992 nucleotides. NCBI's taxonomy places the organism in Eukaryota, Oomycota, Peronosporomycetes, Peronosporales, Peronosporaceae. The record is from the annotation of a GenBank genome assembly.
AUGGAGAUCGAGCUCGCUUAUGGUGAAUCUCGCGGAUACUGGAAACAUUAUUCACCCGGGAAGUGGUUUAAACAAGCGAAAGCCGUUGGCAAGAUCAACAACGUAAAAGCUACUCUGUUAUUUGAUUCUGGUGCUGAAGUGUCGAUCAUUGACACCACCUUUGCUCGUGAGGUCGGUUGCAAUAUUGACGAAAGUCAACGACAAGAAUGUAUCGGGAUUGGAGAAACUCCGUACAUGACGGUAGGACGUACCAAGAUCAAGGUGACCCUCGCGGGAUCGCUGGUAUACUAUUUCAAUGUAUGGGUAGGCGAUCUGGCAGGGCAAGAAGCGAUUCUGGGUAUGGAUUUUAUGGUGCCUGCUGGAGUGCGGCUCGAUCUAGCGGAUGGCGCGCUAUGUCUACCAGAAGAAAUCCGCAUUCAUCUCGCAGGACGUCGCCCCGCGUACGGAUCGAAGAUACAACAUAUAACGGCGAAGGACCAACACGUGGUGAUCCCGGUCGGAGAGUCAAGGGAAGUGAAGAUCGGGAUCGGAGGGGCUAAGAUGAAGUUGUGGGUCGCUAGAGGACUAGAUUGGGUCCCCACUGUGAUCUCGGGGUGGGGUAAGACGAAAUACCUGCAGAUGACCAACAUUGGCGACCGUGAGAUCAUACUGCCCACCCACACUAUAUUAGGCAUGUGGGUCGAAGGCGAUAUGGUACCGCGAACUCAAGGUUUGGUGACAGUCGGGUCAGGGAAGUACAAGGAAUGGCAAACUCUGGCAUAUGAGGCUACGACGGAUCGAGUGAACGAACUCCCGAAAGAACCGAUCGGACCAUUGGUAGAUCGUCCUACGUAUGCCGCUCCCAAACGCAUCUUGAAACGUCCGUCUGAUGCGUUACAGAACCUGUCUCCGGCGAUCUCCACGGUAACGCCGCAAGCUAACGAUGACGAUUCGCAAAAGGCAGAUGCUGUAGUUGCGAGGGAAGUAACGGUCAGGGGAGCCGAACUAUCGCGGAUGGAGAACGGUCAUGAGAUCGGUACCCAACAUGCAACGAAGGGAGACCGCGACACCGGGCAAGAAGGGCUACGUGACAGAUCGUCUCUACCGAAGGCUGAGCCGACUGACCGACUGUUGAAAUUGGGCCAGCCGGAAGAGACGAAGGAGCCUAAAGAAGAAAUAAUGCUAAAUACUGAAGACGUCGAGAUUGCAGAAAUACCAGUUUAUCACCACGAGAGCGGAGAUUUGUUUGCGGAAGAUAUCGAGCAGCAUAUGGCCGUGCUACCAGAGAUGUCGGCGACUACGGAAGAAGUUACGAUUGAGGACAUUCAGAUCGGUGAUCCCGAUGUGCCUCUCACCACAGAUCAACAACGGCUCAGAUCGCUGAUCUGGAAGAGCCGUCACCUCCUCAUGGGUAAAGGUAAUGCUCUACCACCAGCAGCACGAGGCGCGAUCUGUGAUAUUGAUGUCGGUGGGGCAGCACCGAUAGCGCAAAGAGUGCGUCCGGUCGCACCCAAAUAUCGGGAGAAGCUGUCAGAUCUCAUCAAAGGACUAUUAGCAGCCAAAAUCGUUCAGCCAUCCACGUCACCUUGGGCGUCUCCGAUAGUGGUGAUCAUCAAGAAGAACGGAGUGGAUAUUCGCCUUUGCAUUGAUUAUCGAAGAGUUAACCAGCUGACGCGUCUGAUGGUUUAUCCCAUGCCGUUGAUCAGCGAUCUGUUGGAAGAUCUGGAUAAAGCUCUAUGGUACUGUUCGCUAGACAUGGCUAGUGGAUUUUGGGUCGUCGAAAUGACUGAACGAGCAAAACUGAUCUCAGCGUUUGUCACACCGUUUGGCUUGUUCGAGUGGCUGCGAAUGCCUUUUGGGCUUAAGAACGCGCCCCAGAUCUACCAACGUCUGGUGGACAAUGCGUUGUAUGGAUAUCUCAAGAUCGGCCAGAGAUCAGCUUCUGAUGGCCCGAUCGACGUGUUCAAAGAUGGAGAACCUGAGACAGAUCGACGACCGUCUAUACUGGGACGCCGAUCUUACAUUGACGAUAUUCUCAUACCAGCCACGUCAUGGGGAUCUUUGUACACAAAAGUAGAACGGUUGCUGGAGGCAUGUGAUAAGUGGAAUCUGUCUAUCAGCCUCACGAAGAGCUUUUGGGGGUGCCGUAAGGUCGAUUAUUUGGGACAUCGAGUGUCGAUGGAUGGUCUGGAGGCUCAGCCCAAGAACCUAGAGUCGUUGGUUAACAUCCCGUUUCCUAGCACGCUACGAGCUAUGCAAUCCUUUCUCGGGAGCUUGAACUACUACCGUCGCUUCAUUGAGGAUUUCGCGGUGUAUGCCGCGGUGUUGUAUGAGUUAAGAGAAUCGGAUUUCUUCGAGAUCGGCCGAUCUCAGCUUGCAGCAGGAGACGAAUGCUCCAACGAGGGUCGAUGGACGGAAGCCAAGGUUGCUUUCACUAUGCUAAAAGCUAAGAUAGCUACAGCUCCCAUGCUCAAGCAUUUCGACCCAGAUCGGUCCCCCGUAAUCGUGGUCUACGCUAGCAAGUGGGCUGUCUCAGCGGCCCUGAUACAGGAGUACGAUGGCGUGUACCAUCCGGUGACGUUUACUAGCCGCACUUUAAAGCCUAAUGAGCUUAACUACGGAACGGUAGAAAAAGAAGUGCUGGCGCUACUUCGUGUGUUGGAUGUAUGCUAUACUACGCUUGCCUCGCGGGGAGAUCACUGUACUGACCCGACAUUCUACGUGAAGAAAUGUGAAAGAGGAGAGGAAGAGAUCCUGGGCAUGUUAGCAGCGAGUAUCACUCCGAGAGGAGAAGUGGAAGAGAUGCUGAUUGCGAUCUCCCCACGAAAAGACUGUCGACUCAAAAUAUCGAUGCCUCCUCCAACGGUGGAAACAGAUGAGGAGUUGCUGGUGGCCAGUUUCGAUGGAUCGGCUAGGAUAAAAAAGAAAGGAGGGUCGUUCAGUGCCGUGAUAUGGAAGUUACCCGAAUGGACGAUCGUGGCGGCCGAAUCGAGAUAUGUUCACGAUCUGACUGUGAAUGAAGCUGAGUAUAAUGGCUUGCUACUGUGCUUUGAGUUACUCGCCGAUCUGGAUAGGGGGCGAGUAAUACUGUGUGGAGAUUCCAGUCUGGUGAUUCGACAGAUGCGCGGUGAGAUCGACUGCAAGGCACCGGGCCUUCAGCUUCUGAGACACAAAGCGUUGGAGAAGCUGCAGUCAUGGCCUAGUCACGAGUUUCUGCAUAUGAAGCGAGAGUGGAAUCAGAGCGCAGAUCGACUAGCCAGCACAGCAUUGCAGAGCGAAAAGGGAAGAACGGUUGUAGCUGAAGAGGAUCGGCAAGAUCUGAUGACUCUGAACCGUCUCGAUGAAUUGUUGAAGCCCAAGCAAGAUGGUCAGCUAGCUCGGGUAACUGCGAUCGCGAGAUCAGCCAGGAGGAUACGUCAUGAACCUGAAGUGAUACAGGAGGAGAUAGUACAGAGGAUCAGGAUUCAACGAAUUGUCCAAGCUCAAGAUGAAGAGCGUUGGAUUGUCAAUCUCAAGACAUAUCUAAGUGGCGAUGUAUCAAACUUGGAUGCGGUAGAAGUGAAGAUGUGCGCCAAACUGGCGCCGGAUUACGAGAUCGAUGAGAACAAUCUGCUAUUUUUUUGCCCCAUGGCGAAAAGAGAGUCGGAAGAUCGCGAUGGUUUGAUGCGGUUGGUGAUCCCUGAGACGUUGCAGCAGGAUUUUUUGCAUCACUAUCACACGAGUCUGGAAGGAGGCCAUCAGGGUAUUGGCCGAACCUAUCAGAGGAUCAGAUCGCGAUUUCAUUGGAGAGGACUGUAUCGGAGCGUUCAACGAUAUGUGGGCGAAUGUACCGACUGUGAGACCGGGAAAGGAAACCCGAUGAUUCAUGGGAAAUCCCCGGGCAAUCUACACGCAACCUAUCCAUUCCAGAUCAUCGCCAUGGAUCAUAUACCGUCGUUGCCCAAGUCCAUCAAGGGGAACACCGAACUGCUCAUUUGGGUCGACCUUUUCUCGGGAUAUGUGAUUGCAAAGGCUAGCUCCUCUCGGACGGCACAAACAAUAGCGGAGAAUUACGAAGAAUGUGUGUUUCGACGCUUCGGAGCUAGCGAGGCUAUCAGGCACGAUCGAGAACCGGGAUUUAUGUCCGACUUCUUUCGAGCCUUCAGUCGGAUCGUAGGACAAAAACAGCGUGCUACUAUGGCUUACAGGCCACAAGCAAAUGGAACAGCCGAACGAAUGGUGCAAACCCUGACACAUUCGCUCAAGAUAUCGGAUCCGGGGGAUACCCCGUUUUAUCUGAUUCAUGGGUGGGACCCGCGAUCGACUUUGGAGGCUACGCUACCAGUGGGGAAUACGGGGACACGAGAUCGCGAUCCAAAGAGGUGGAGAUACAAAAUCCAAAGACAAUACCAGCGAGCCCGAUCUGCAGUGAACGAUCGUUUACAAGCCGCGAUCCAGGAGCGAGCGGAUCGACACAACGAAGAUCUGGAACCACACGAGAUCGAAGUAGGAGCGCAAGUUUGGCUAUACCUGGACCGAGUUAAAGAGGGAUAUGCGAAGAAGCUAGCGCACAUGUGGCAUGGGCCAUUCCGAGUUGCGGACGUAUGUGGAGAUCAUGCUGUAAAAUUGGAGAUCGCUGGAACCCCAUAUCGGUUAUUUCCGAUUGUACAUAUAUCGAAGCUAAAAAAGGUAAAGACGUUCCCUGAACGCCCGAAGGAUCAGCUUACGAUAGAGGAAUCAGAUCGCUUGGAUUUCGAUGAAGCUCUGCUGCCAGAAGACAGUUGGGAUGGCGAUCUUGAAGAAGGGGAAUACGAAGUAGAGGCAAUAUUGGACGUGCGAUCUGGUAGAAAAACCCGUUAUGGGCGAGUACACCGGCAGUUUCUGGUGAAGUGGAAGGGAUAUCCCGAUCUAAGUUGGGUGGACGAGGCCGAUCUAAGUUGUGGGGCGAUCUUGCAAGAGUUUGAGCGGAACCGAGUGAGUCGAAACCGUUUCGACGUAAUGCAGUCUCAUGAAGGCAAGUCGGACGAACCUUAA